This is a messenger RNA of Perca fluviatilis (European perch), 3644 nucleotides long. RefSeq names its product potassium intermediate/small conductance calcium-activated channel, subfamily N, member 3 (gene kcnn3). Gene Ontology annotation, biological process: potassium ion transmembrane transport. Gene Ontology annotation, molecular function: calmodulin binding; small conductance calcium-activated potassium channel activity. Gene Ontology annotation, cellular component: neuron projection; neuronal cell body; plasma membrane. The record is from RefSeq and is a predicted model, not a curated record. NCBI's taxonomy places the organism in Eukaryota, Metazoa, Chordata, Actinopteri, Perciformes, Percidae.
GGAGGCGGAGAAAGAGGGAGAGAAGUUGAAGGAGAGAGUGAGAGACAGAUCCGGGGAGACAGUGAGCUGUAGAUUGAGUGGAAGUCGGUGGAGCCAUAUAUUAAAUCACAGACUUCACUGCUCAUCUGAGGACUGUUAGCCUACUUGACGUCUAGCUUUGCAAAAAAAAUAAAAAAUCUUUCCAGGUUUGUGUCGCUGCACGUUUUUGACGUGCAGCUACAGGUUGACCGAUUUAAUCCAGUCACUAUGGAUUAUUUCUCUUCAUCUCGAGUCGAUUGUCACUAACGGGGUCGAAAUGGGCACCGUCGAGAGAUCACUGGUGAUUGAGAAAGAAACAAACUGAUCAUAUCAAGUGGAGCCGAGACGGAGGCAACAUCUGUGGGGAGCGACGCACAAUUUCGAGAGAUACGCAAGGGACCUGUGGAGGGACUUAUAUGAAAGGAGACGAAGCGAAAAGAUGAUGGGAUGGCCGGGACAACAUGAAAAAGAAAAAGUGUGGUGGUCUAUUUUCAUCCAGGCAGUGAUUCAACACAACUAACCUGGGGGACAGGGACUGAGAGAGAAGAGGUAGGAGACAGGUGCGUGGCCACAGCCGUGACCAUGGAGCCUCCCCCCUCUCUGAGCUUGGCGCUGCUAGGAGGAAGCGAGGAUGAGGACCAGCGCUUCCUCCUUCCCCUGGGCAGUAUAUCCCAUCCCUCCACCACUGGCAACCAGCCAGGAUCAAACCACUCCAACCACAUGGGAGGAUCAAGCCUUGACCGUUUAAAUGGCAGCACCCCGUCCCCGUCCCCUGCCACGCCCAACUUGCCUCCAGCAUCGCUCCCCAAGUUGCCCCUGUCAUCCUCUGGAGCCCAGCCUCUGCCCCCACCCAUCCCCAACGCCCUGUAUCCCACCAGCACCCCGCUCUCCUCCUGCCUGGGCUCACAGCACAGCCUUAGCGGGGACAACUCCCCAGUUUACAACGCCCUCUUUUACUCCUCCCAUUCGCCCUCCAUGGAGCGGGAGAGGGACAGAGACCGUGACAGGGAGAGGGGCUGCAAACACAGACAGGCCAGCCCUCUGGUUCACCGUAGGGACAGUAACCCCUUCACGGAGAUUGCCAUGAGCUCCUGUAAGUAUACAGGUGGGGUCAUGAAGCCCCUAAGCCGCCUCAGCGCCUCCGAAGAAACCUCAUUGAAUCAGAUAGCAACAGCGAAACCAAAGAGGGUGGGGUUUCAGCUGUUGCUGGGGCAACAGCAGCUGGAGGGCAUGAUCGCCAGCGAGACCCCUCCUACCUCCUUGGUGGCCCAGUCCUCUUCUAAUCAACCCCCAAUUCAGAGCCCUCCAGAGAUUGUGAUUUCAUCCAAAGAAGACUCGCCGUACCUCAGAGCAGGGUAUGACAUCACUGACUCCACUUCCAACCAGAUGUCCAUCUACCACCAGAACCACGCGCUGGUGGAGAGCAGGCGGGUGCAGCCGGGGAGGGGCAGCAGGCAGGGAGUGGUUGGGGCGGUGGGCACUGGGGCCAGGGGCAGCACCUCCAAAGCCUCCAAACGGAAGAACCAAAACAUUGGCUAUAAACUGGGGCAUCGCAGGGCGCUGUUUGAGAAGAGGAAGAGGCUGAGUGACUAUGCCCUCAUCUUCGGGAUGUUUGGCAUCGUCGUCAUGGUGAUUGAGACAGAGCUGUCGUGGGGCGUGUACACCAAGAGCUCCAUGUAUUCUCUGGCCCUGAAGUGUCUGAUCAGCCUGUCCACAGUCAUACUGUUGGGCCUCAUCAUAGCCUACCAUGCACGGGAAGUUCAGCUGUUUGUCAUCGACAACGGCGCUGACGACUGGCGCUAUGACCAGACACGUAUACAGGCCGAGGCUGACCUGGACAUGGUGCUGAGCGUGCCCAUGUUCCUGCGCCUCUACCUCAUCGCCAGAGUCAUGCUUCUGCACAGCAAACUCUUCACCGACGCCUCCUCCAGGAGUAUAGGUGCCCUAAAUAAGGUGCAUUUCAACACACGGUUUGUAAUGAAAACCCUCAUGACUAUCUGCCCCGGGACGGUGCUGCUGGUCUUCAGCAUCUCUCUGUGGAUCAUCGCUGCCUGGACCGUACGAGUUUGCGAGAGGUAUCAUGAUGCCCAGGACGUGACCAGUAACUUCCUGGGAGCCAUGUGGCUUAUCUCCAUCACUUUCUUGUCCAUCGGCUAUGGAGACAUGGUUCCUCACACCUACUGUGGCAAAGGGGUCUGUCUGCUCACAGGAAUCAUGGGUGCGGGCUGUACGGCUCUGGUGGUUGCCGUGGUAGCCAGGAAGCUGGAGCUGACCAAGGCCGAGAAACACGUACACAACUUCAUGAUGGACACGCAACUCACAAAGAGGAUAAAGAAUGCAGCGGCUAACGUGCUGAGGGAAACCUGGCUCAUCUACAAACACACCAAGCUGAUGAAGAAGAUCGACCACUCCAGAGUCCGAAAACACCAACGGAAGUUCCUCCAGGCUAUACAUCAAUUACGCAGUGUGAAAAUGGAGCAGAGGAAACUCAGUGAUCAGGCCAACACACUAGUGGACCUCUCGAAGAUGCAGAGCGUCAUGUAUGAGCUCAUGUCGGAGCUUAACGACCGCAGCGAGGACUUGGAACGCCAGAUGCUGUCCCUGGAGCAGCGGGUGGAGCAGCUCACCGCCGGCUUCAACACCCUGCCUGCCCACCUCUCGGCCACCCUCAGCGCCCAGCACGCCGCCCUGGUCCACUUGCUCCGAGAGAGGGAUGGGAGGGAUGGGUGGGAUGGGAGAGGAGGUGGUGGAGGAGGUGCUGUGGUCCCACUGUCCCCUGCUGCGUCUUUAACCGCUGCUGCAGCUUCAGUUUCUCCAGUCCAGGUCUUAUCUCCAGCAUCGCCCCCAUCCCAGGUCCCUACUUUGGCCUUAGAGUGCCCUCUGUCGCCCCCACCUCUGAGCCCAGAGGGGAGCCUGGAGGCUAGUCCCAUCCCAAACACCUGCACUUCUAGCUGCUGAAGACAGCUCUGAGGACCAGGACAGAACAAAUAUGGAAAGAAAUCAGGGAGAGAGGAGGAGGGGGUUGUGCUAGUCCUCUCACUUCAGACUAAAGGAGAGGAACAAGGAGGGAGGAGGAGAGAAAUGUGAGGUGAUCUUCGGAAACUAACGCUCCAUGAGGGAGGGAUGAAGACGGAACUAUGAGGAUAAAUAAUAGGAUUAAGAUGGAGGGCCAGUAUGAACGAUGAAACAUGUUAGGGACUUUGGGGCGUUUUCCUUGACGAGGGAAGGAGAAGAAAAAUUGAGAUCAAAUGGAGACACUGAAAGGUGUGAGGGGGAGGAAGAAUGUCAAGAAAGUGAGAAAUGGAGGCAGAGAGGAUGAGGAGGGGGAAGGAGAGGGGAGGAGAAAUAACAAGGAAUAAUUACAUGAACUCAGAGCUCCUAAAUGGAAUCCACUCCGAUUACUGAAAAGGGCCUUUUAUUCUCUCUCUUUCUCUCUCCAAAUUUCUCUCCAAAUUUCUCUCCCUUCAUCAGGAAUUAAUGACCAUGACUUUUUAUCCUCAUGAUGUAUUUUCUAUCUGAAUGCUACCUGUGUGUUAACGAGCAUCCCUUUAACAGAGAGUCGAUCAAUACGACCAUGAUAUAUAUUUAAAAAAAAAAAAACUAGUGGCAUGAACUGCACACACACA